Molecule: messenger RNA, 955 nt
Organism: Branchiostoma belcheri (Belcher's lancelet)
Lineage: Eukaryota; Metazoa; Chordata; Leptocardii; Amphioxiformes; Branchiostomatidae
Exons: 4
Coding region: 1-828 (275 amino acids)
Biological process (GO): regulation of transcription by RNA polymerase II
Cellular component (GO): nucleus
Molecular function (GO): RNA polymerase II cis-regulatory region sequence-specific DNA binding; protein binding; DNA-binding transcription factor activity, RNA polymerase II-specific
Source: RefSeq, a predicted model, not a curated record
AUGGCGGUCAACGGCUUCUGUCAUGGCUCGGACCAGAUUCUGUGGCUUCCCCGAAGUGUCAGAAUGGCAGGCCCGAGUAGGCAACAGUUACCUGACUUCCUGUUGGGGCGGAUCGGUCAGCCCGGGUACCCGGGGCUGGUGUGGCAGGGGCCCCGCGGGACUGUCUUCUCCCUCCCCUGGCCCAGGUGGAAGGCCCGGCUGAGGAAUGCUCUCGCUAGGUCUCGCGAGAUCAGUGAGGAAAUCUCGGACGAGGACCGGACGGGGCAGCCGUGCAAACUCUACCGUUUCACCGACCAUGGUGCAUCGGUGUCUUCCCAGAGUUCAUCGGUACAACCUGGAGGAAACCCUGCCCCCCUCCCCACAAUACUGGUGUCGGUGUUCUACCGGGGGGUUCAAGUGACUUCCCGUCGCUUUGAGACCGACUGCUGGGUUCUGUACCCACCUGUUCUGUCCCCUGAAGAGCAACAAGAUGUCAUCCAAGCUCGCCCGCCAGAUGUCGCUCUUCUAGAACUCCCAGUACCUGUUGUCCAUGACGAUCCUCUCUACCAGGUCCUGUCAAGCUUCAAGCAGGGCAUCUUUCUGUACGUCUCUGCUGGCUGCGUUUAUGCAGUCCGCCGCUGCGUGGCGCGCGUGUACUGGAGAAGCCCGCAUACCCCGGAUGUGGAACACGUUCUUGAACGAGACGGAGGCGACGGACGGAACGCGGCGGUACUUCUGGACUGUGGAGACAUGGAGGGUGGACAAACCUCCAGAGUGGAUCUCAGCGUUGGUCAGAGUUUUAGCAGUAGUUGUAGUCUUGUAGUUGUAGUUGUGACAGCAACUCGCUAGGUGGCAGCACGAAAUCAUAGCCAGUCCUCAGGUAUAUUAAAACAAGUAUUUUCAUACGUCUAAAAAGCUUUUGAUUUCUAAGUCUUCUAGAGCAGCUUUCAGAUGAGCAGCGAUGAGCAAAGUAAGC